GUUGAUUAAUGGAAAGGAAAUAGCAGUUAAAGGCUUUCAAUGAAAUCCAAACAAGGUCUUGAAGAGUUCAAGAACGAAGUGAUUUUAAUUGCAAAACUUCAACACAAGAAUCUAGUGAGGCUCUUGGGAUGUUGCUUAGAAGAAGAUGAAAAGCUUCUAGUCUAUGAAUACAUGGCCAACACUAGUCUCGAUGCCUUCUUAUUCGAUCCAGACAAAUGUAAGGUUCUAGAUUGGGCUAAACGCACAAACAUAGUCAAUGGGAUUGCUAAGGGCCUUCAAUAUCUACAUGAGGACUCUCGGCUGAAAAUCAUCCAUAGGGAUAUGAAAACGAGUAAUGUGUUGUUGGAUGAUGAGAUGAACCCAAAGAUAUCAGAUUUUGGUACUGCUAGAAUUUUUGGAAGCAAUCAAAUAGAAGCCAACACUAUCAGAAUCGUGGGUACAUAUGGAUAUAUGGCACCAGAGUAUGCAAUGGAGGGGCUAUUUUCAAUAAAGUCCGAUGUUUAUAGUUUCGGAAUUUUAAUGCUGGAAAUUGUAAGUGGAAAAAAGAACAGUGGCUUCAAUCAUCUAGAGCAUGCACAUAGCCUUCUGUCAUAUGUAUGGCAACUAUGGAAUGAAGGAAAAGGAGUGGAAUUGAUAGAUCAGACCAUAAUUGAUACUUGUCCUAUAAGUGAGGCUCUAAGAUUGAUCCAUAUCGCAUUGUUAUGCGUUCAAGAAGAUCCAAAUGAUAGACCUACAAUGUCAAGGGUCAUUCUCAUGCUUGCAAGCAAAUCAAUAAAUCUUCCUCAGCCAUCGGCACCUCCAUUUUCUGUUGAUAGGUUAAUCAUAUUUGAUCAAUCUUCAACAAUUGGCAUUGGAACUGGAAUGGGAUUAGUCACAUCCGAUCAAUCUUCAACAAGUGCUUCUAAUUAGUGAAGAGAUUAACCGAAGCAUGCUAUUCAACAAGUUUUUCAUUUUCGUACAAAUAUGGCAGGUGAGGAAUAAUAGCACUCGUAUAAAUAUACCCUACUUUUAUUCUUGUACUAAUUCUUACAGUUUAAAUAUAUUUGCAUCCGCACGGGAAUUAGAUUGAAUUGGUACAUAUACCAAAUUAUGGAAAACAAAACACGGAGGAGUAGUGCUAUAUCAUCAGAGAUUUUUAUGAAAAAUAUACCUAAUGUAUAUGUAUAUGUAAGU
Molecule: messenger RNA, 1173 nt
Organism: Quercus robur (English oak)
Lineage: Eukaryota; Viridiplantae; Streptophyta; Magnoliopsida; Fagales; Fagaceae
Product: cysteine-rich receptor-like protein kinase 10
Exons: 4
Coding region: 40-909 (289 amino acids)
Biological process (GO): protein phosphorylation
Molecular function (GO): ATP binding; protein kinase activity
Source: RefSeq, a predicted model, not a curated record